AUGGAACGCGGCCGAGGUCUCUUCAGCUUUUUCACCGCCUUGUCAGCAGCCAACCCAUCCGAGGUCAAGGCUGCAAAGGAGGCUCGCGCCGCGCGAGACAAGGCCGACGCCGACGCAUGUGGGGAGCGCUCAAAGGCCGCGAAGAAGGCGGCCAGCCAGAGCUGCUGGAAUGAGGCCACGGCCUCUGGGAGCAAGAAGGGUCUCUCCAACGACCCUGAGGCAAUUCGCUCGCGGGAGCGGCGCAAGCGAGAGGCGGCGAAGAGGGAGAAGCAGCGCGCUAAGGCGUUCAAUGACUCUAACGCGGCUGCAGCCAACCACCCCGAGCCGGCAGACGUAGAGAAGGAGACGCACUACACGGACAACAAGGGUCGCAAGCGCAAGCGGAAGACACUGCGCUCGCGCACGGACGGUGUUAGGUACACCAAGGCUGGCAGCGUCAUCUACAGCGACACCGAGUGCCGCAUGGUUGCGGAGACAUUUGACCGGAUCAAGGCGCGCAAUCUCCCGGGCGACACGGAGCUCUACGCAAAAACUGCGAAGGAUCUGAGGAGCCGUCUGCCGACAACCUUCUCGAAGCUCGGUCGGCAGCAAGUGCGGCAGAUCAUCCUCCGCCGUGAGAGAACUGGAGCGCUUGACGGCCGCGGCCGAUUCACCCCUCUGCCGGCCGUACUCAUUACUGCGAUCCUACUCGCCUUCACUUCUGUGGUCAAGGCGCGAGCGACGGUCAUCUCCGCACCGAUGCUGCAGCCCAUCGCAAUCGGAAUCAUCAUUGCACACGGCUACACCAGCCUGCUACGGGAGGGGCGCGGGAAGCGGGGCGAGUUCUGCUGCGGCCUCCACUUUGUGCGUGGCCUCAUGAAGCAGAAGGGAUGGCGCAACGUGAAGCCUCAGGGUGACACGCGCAAGGUGCCGCCAAACUGGGCCGAGCUCGUGCAUGCCAUGGUUCUGCGCCUCGCUUACUUUGUAUGGCAACACGACAUUCCAAAAGAGCUGAGGAAGGGCAAGACGUGGAUCACCGAGGAGAUGCAUAAAAGCGGGGACAAGAGCCUGCAGAACCACGGCGACAAGCGCCAGUGCACGGUGGUCACGGCCACCUCUGCAGCGGGCGAGAUGCUGCCGCACCAGACGGUGAUGGAAGGGAAAACUGUCAGGGCUCUGCCUAACCUGGGAGCCCCCUACAGCUACAGUCACACCUUGAAUAAGUCGAACAGCAAGGGCACCCGCUCGUUCUGUUUCGUGCCCUCGCCAGUCGUGGCUGCCACCUGGAUCACCGGCAUCGCCUCCUUCUGCCUCACCGCAAACCACUGGAGCGACAACAUCACGUCCCGGGCCUGGAUCACGGACGUGGUGGUGCCAUACUUCAAGCGCAAGAUCGAGGAGAUGCGUGCGACGAGCCUUGAGUCCUGCAAGGAGUUUGGGACGCAGGUCUGCGUCGUCAUUGUGGAUGUGUGGUGGGGGUGGAUUGACGCGGGCUGGAAGGCUUGGCUCGCAGAGACGCACCCGUGGAUCCGUCUGCUCUAUGUCCCCCCCCGCUGCACGCCCAAGGGGCAGCCAAUGGAUGCUGGCAUCAUCGCCAUGCUCAAGGGCAUACUCCGUCGCCAGUACGGGACGUGGGUCUGCGACUUGGUGCAGCGGCAGCUGCGCGGCGGCACCAAGCCGGAGGAGAUUACGGUGCCGUCGGACGUUCCGACGUGCAAGCGGAACCUGGUGAACUGGCUCUCGGAAGCGGUGCCUGAGAUGAACACAACGGAGAAGAGUGGGAUGCUCAAGUGCUGGGAGGCCACCGGGCUGCAUAAAGCUUGGAACAAGGACACGCAGCGUGAGGCCGUGAAAAAGCUGCAGGAUGGCCUCUUCCCGAAUCUCGACCUCGACCAGUACAAUCUCGGAGAUGAGGGUAUGAUGAAGGUGGUCGCUGCCCUCGUCGCCGACGCCCAGGACAACAGUGAGGACCAGGACGCCGGCUGGCCGGGCCUGCCUGUCCUGCAGACUGUCCCGGGCACUGUGGCGCAGGAGUGGGAGCGGUGGAUCGACUGGGACUCGCUUGGCAGCGCGAGCAGCGCGUGA
Molecule: messenger RNA, 2064 nt
Organism: Emiliania huxleyi CCMP1516
Lineage: Eukaryota; Haptophyta; Isochrysidales; Noelaerhabdaceae
Exons: 2
Coding region: 1-2064 (687 amino acids)
Source: RefSeq, a predicted model, not a curated record